UCAUCAGUUCUUAGCACCUCAACCUCAAGCCGGCCACCAGCAUCUUCAGCAAGGGCCUACCUCUAAUUAAUCCUUCAAUUCUCUCUCAGCUAGCUCAAGGCGAAAAUGGUGACCGUGGAAGACAUCCGCAAGGCACAGAGGGCUGAAGGACCGGCCACUGUGAUGGCCAUUGGAACAGCCAAUCCGCCCAACUGUGUCGACCAGAGCACAUACCCUGACUACUACUUCCGGAUCACCAACAGCGAGCACAAGACAGAGCUCAAAGAGAAGUUUAAGCGCAUGUGCGAGAAAUCAAUGAUCAAGAAGCGCUACAUGCACUUGACCGAGGAGAUCUUGAAGGAGAACCCAAACAUCUGUGAGUACAUGGCUUCCUCGCUGGAUGCUAGACAGGACAUGGUGGUGGUUGAGGUGCCAAAACUGGGCAAGGAGGCUGCSACGAAGGCCAUUAAGGAAUGGGGACAGCCCAAGUCCAAGAUCACCCACCUUGUCUUCUGCACCACCAGUGGCGUCGACAUGCCCGGGGCUGACUACCAGCUCACCAAGCUCCACAGCCAUGGCGCCAUUGACGGGCACCUGAGAGAGGUUGGACUUACCUUCCACCUGCUCAAGGAUGUGCCCGGGCUCAUCUCAAAGAACAUCGAGAAGAGCCUGGUGGAGGCAUUCCAGCCUCUGGGCAUCUCCGACUGGAACUCAAUUUUCUGGAUCGCCCACCCUGGUGGUCCAGCCAUCCUAGACCAAGUGGAAGAAAAGCUGGCCCUUAAGCCCGAGAAGCUAAGCGCCACACGACACAUCCUGAGCGAGUAUGGAAACAUGUCAAGUGCUUGUGUGCUGUUCAUAUUGGAUGAGAUGCGGAAGAAGUCGAUUGAGGAUGGCCUCAAGACCACUGGAGAAGGGCUCGAGUGGGGUGUGCUGUUUGGGUUUGGACCAGGGCUCACCGUUGAGACUGUGGUGCUUCACAGUAUCGCUGCCUAGAGAGAGAUGCAUGGAGGCUCCAAAAUCUCUCUUAACCAAAUGAAUGGUUAAAUUUGCAUUUUCUUCUUGUUUUCCUCCCUCUCAAGUGAAUUGAGAUGUGGGUUGGUUGUGUUUGAUCUGGUCUUGUAAUUGUAGUAUGCCAAUGUGUCCUACCGACAAAGACAUCGAUCAGAGAAUGUAUUACUUUAUAUUUAAUAAUACAUAUGGUCACCACGUUCUUUGGCUAUA
Molecule: messenger RNA, 1200 nt
Organism: Nelumbo nucifera (sacred lotus)
Lineage: Eukaryota; Viridiplantae; Streptophyta; Magnoliopsida; Proteales; Nelumbonaceae
Source: RefSeq, a predicted model, not a curated record